This is a messenger RNA of Aspergillus sclerotioniger CBS 115572, 1585 nucleotides long. Its product is annotated as deubiquitinase OTU2. Gene Ontology annotation, molecular function: cysteine-type deubiquitinase activity. The transcript has a single exon. Bases 147 to 1121 code for a protein of 324 amino acids. NCBI's taxonomy places the organism in Eukaryota, Fungi, Ascomycota, Eurotiomycetes, Eurotiales, Aspergillaceae. Gene Ontology annotation, biological process: protein deubiquitination. The record is from RefSeq and is a predicted model, not a curated record.
GUCCAGCACUGAAGUUCAUACUUAGCCACGAUACCCUUGUCCGCACUUUGCAUAGUUUAACAUUUCACUCGUUUCUCGUCCAUUUUAUCGAAAUUUUCUAGAGUUAUAGAUAUUCACUUGGAACCGCACCCCCCACAUCUCCAAGAAUGGAGGAGCUACUAGCUAAACACCGCAAGGAACAAAAAGAUCUCCAAGCUCGAAUCACCCAGAAGAAAAAGUCUGCCACCAAGAAAACUCGCAAGGGAGUCAACGAUGAGUGUGAGAGGCUUCAGAGAGAGGUCUCCGAGCGACAACAAGCUGAGAUCGCGCAACUUAACGGCGAGCCAGAUCAGCCCGUUGAUGGCUUGGAAGACCUCAGUUUGAACGCGUCUGAUGAAGCUAGCAGCUCACCAGAUCACGAAAAUGCAGAUACCACCACCGAGACAACGUCUUCGCCGCAAAGCCCUCCUUCCACUGCCCCGCAAUCCUCCGGUCCUCGUCCCAAAAAGCCCAAUCGUCAAAAGGCCCGUCUGGCGCGUCGUGCAGCGGAACAAGCAGCCCAGUCAGCGAUUGCGGCGGAGGAGGCCGCAAACCAGACAGAUCAUCGUGGAAAUGAGAAAGAGGUCAUGGAUGGCGUGUUCAAGCGUUUGCAGUUGAAGGAGGUUGAAAUAAACCCUGAUGGACACUGUCUCUUCUCUGCCAUUGCGUGUCAGUUGGACGAGCAAGGAAUCGGUCUGAAACCCGAUCCGAAGAGGAUGAUCCUCCAGCCUCCGACCCAGUCUCGUGUGGAUACAGUGGCGUCCGCAAAACACGACGGGUAUCGGGCAGUUAGAGCUGUCGCCGCGGACUUCAUCAGCGACCAUAAAGACGACUUUGAACCAUUCAUGGAGGAGCCUCUGGAUCAGUACACCAGGAAAAUAAAGUUGACAGCCGAAUGGGGUGGCCAGUUUGAGCUACAAGCGAUUGCGAGGGCAUAUGGCGUUGAGAUCAAUGUCAUCCAGGGCGAUGGAAGAAUCGAAAAGAUCGAACCGGGCGAUGACGUACCAGGUGAAGAGGGAAGCAAACGGGUCAUCUGGUUGGCUUACUACAGACAUACAUACGGACUUGGGGAGCAUUACAACGCACUCUCCAAACAUACAUAGAGAAGCGCAUAAACAAAAGUCAAUCGAACAUCGGGUUAUUGACCAAUUCAGGCAUUGACUCUCACCUCGGAGAUACUUGCCAAUCGCAGGAAUCUCAAUGAGGGCCUUACCUCUGGCGCCAGAUGGAAACUCGAUCCUGAACCUCACCAUUGGAAUUCUUGCCAACUUCGUGCGUCCGAGCAGGUUUCCAAUAAGCCACUCGUUCCAGUCCUCGCUCGCUUGGUUCGCGGAGAGGGUCCAUUCUGCCUCGACCCUGGGCGUCAUACGAGAUCUGCUCUCCGGGAUGGCUGAGGUGCUCCAUGUAAGCCUCCGAGGAGAGACCAAACGGAGGACCCGGAAGCGACGGGUCCUUGUGUCUUGGAUAUUCAAGGCAGAUCAAAUUUCCUCGUGGCGAAGGCGCCAAUAGUUGGGUGUGCCGAAGAGCCCAAUCAGGCCGCAUCGAGGGACUCAGCGCGCAGAAGAAC